AUGCUGAGAACUGGCUUUGUGAUUUGUGUGGUUCUAACACAGCUUUUGAAUGAACUCUUGGCUAUUCGGAUUCACUGCCGUCACACGGACAGUAUUCAUGAGGAGAACAUUCACCACUGCUGCCAGCAUCCCGAUGGUCAAAACGAAGUCACUGAAAUGUGUGCCAAGAAGACCAACUUUCGACUGCCGAAUCCCGAUGAGGAGGCCAUCGAGGAUGUGACGGUGGACCAAGCGAUGGUCGGAACCUGCUGGGCGAAAUGUGUCUUCGAUCAUUACAAUCUAAUGGAGAACAACACCCUGGAUAUGGUCAAGGUUCGUUCCUAUUACAAAAGGUACCAUACAUUGGAUCCGGAAUAUGAAACAGAAAUGCUGAAUGCCUAUGAGAGAUGCCACUCAAAAUCUGAGGAUGCCACUGAGCAGUUUCUAUCGCUUCCAAUUGUUAGGGCCUUUGCCACCUCCAAGUUCUGCAAACCAACCUCCAGUAUUAUUAUGUCCUGCGUUAUCUACAACUUCUUUCAUAACUGUCCAAAGAGUCGAUGGUCGAACACCACUGAGUGCGCGGAAACUUUAGCCUUUGCCAAAAAGUGCAAGGAUGUGCUGACAACAAUGUGA
Drosophila subpulchrella is the source of this 612-nucleotide messenger RNA. RefSeq lists its product as uncharacterized. The transcript is spliced from 3 exons. Gene Ontology annotation, molecular function: odorant binding. Bases 1 to 612 code for a protein of 203 amino acids. The record is from RefSeq and is a predicted model, not a curated record. Lineage: Eukaryota; Metazoa; Arthropoda; Insecta; Diptera; Drosophilidae.